Molecule: messenger RNA, 3546 nt
Organism: Macaca mulatta (Rhesus monkey)
Lineage: Eukaryota; Metazoa; Chordata; Mammalia; Primates; Cercopithecidae
Gene: ERN2
Product: endoplasmic reticulum to nucleus signaling 2
Biological process (GO): intrinsic apoptotic signaling pathway in response to endoplasmic reticulum stress; protein phosphorylation; mRNA processing
Cellular component (GO): IRE1-TRAF2-ASK1 complex
Molecular function (GO): ATP binding; RNA endonuclease activity; protein serine/threonine kinase activity
Source: RefSeq, a predicted model, not a curated record
GUGGGCUCAGUAAAAUCCCUCUCCCGGUGAAGCUCCCCACCGUGUUUGGUGGGGUGCCUGGGACGCGAGGAUGCGGCUGGGAGUGUGAUGAGAAGGGCGGAGACCCACGAGGACUCCGGGCUGGGGUUGCAGGCCCAGCCAGGGGCGGAGUCUCCUCCGGGUCGGGAGGGGACCGAGCGCUCCCUGGGAGGCACCGAGGGACCUGGCCAGCCGUGCGGCUGCCCAGGCGCUAUGGCGAGCGCGGCCAGGGGAUCGAGGCCGUGGCCCCGGCUGGGGCUCCAGCUCCAGUUCGCGGCGCUGCUGCUCGGGACGCUGAGUUCACAGGUUCAUACUCUCAGGCCAGAGAGCCUCCUGCUGGUGUCCACCUUGGAUGGAAGUCUUCAUGCACUGAGCAAACAGACAGGGGACCUGAAGUGGACUCUGAGGGAUGAUCCCGUCAUCCAAGGACCAAUGUACGUCACAGAAAUGGCCUUUCUCUCUGACCCAGCUGAUGGCAGCCUGUACAUCUUGGGGACCCAAAAACAACAGGGAUUAAUGAAACUGCCAUUCACCAUCCCUGAGCUGGUUCAUGCCUCUCCCUGCCGCAGCUCUGAUGGGGUCUUCUACACAGGCCGGAAGCAGGAUGCCUGGUUUGUGGUGGACCCUGAGUCAGGGGAGACCCAGAUGACACUGACCACAGCGGGUUCCUCCACCCCCCGCCUCUACAUCGGCCGAACACAGUAUACGGUCACCAUGCAUGACCCAAGAGCCCCAGCCCUGCGCUGGAACACCACCUACCGCCGCUACUCAGCGCCCCCCAUGGAUGGCUCACCCGGGAAAUACAUGAGCCACCUGGCGUCCUGUGGGAUGGGCCUGCUGCUCACUGUGGACCCAGAAAGUGGGGCAGUGCUGUGGACACAAGACCUGGGCGUGCCUGUGAUGGGCGUCUACACCUGGCACCAGGACGGCCUGCGCCAGCUGCCGCAUCUCACCCUGGCUCGAGACACUCUGCAUUUCCUCGCCCUCCGCUGGGGCCACAUCCGACUGCCUGCCUCAGGCCCCCAGGACACAGCCACCCUCUUCUCUGACUUGGAUACCCAGCUGCUGAUGACGCUGUAUGUGGGGAAGGAUGAAACUGGCUUCUAUGUCUCUAAAGCACUGGUCCACACAGGAGUGGCCCUGGUGCCUCGUGGACUGACCCUGGCCCCCACAGAUGGCCCCACCACAGAUGAGGUGACACUCCAAGUCUCAGGAGAGCGAGAGGGCUCACCCAGCACUGCUGUUAGAUACCCCUCAGGCAGUGUGGCCCUCCCAAGCCAGUGGCUGCUCAUUGGACACCACGAGCUACCCCCAGUCCUGCACACUACCAUGCUGAGGGUCCAUCCCACCCCGGGGAGUGGAACUGCAGACACAAGACCCCCAGAGAACACCCAGACCCCAGCCUUCUUCUUGGAGCUAUUGAGCCUGAGUCGAGAGAAACUUUGGGACUCCGAGCUGCAUCCAGAAGAAAAGAUUCCAGACUCCUACCUGGGGCUGGGACCCCAAGACCUGCUGGCAGCUAGCCUCACUGCUGUCCUCCUGGGAGGGUGGAUUCUAUUUGUGAUGAGGCAGCAGCCACAAGUGGUGGAGAAGCAGCAGGAGACCCCCCUGGUACCUGCAGACUCUGCUGACAUCUCCCAGGAUGCCCAGUCCCUGCACUCGGGGGUCACCCUGAGGAGCCAGAAGAGGCUUCAAAGUCCCUCGAAGCAAGCCCAGCCACUCGACGACCCCGAAGCUGAGCAGCUCACCGUAGUGGGGAAGAUUUCCUUCAAUCCCAAGGACGUGCUGGGCCGCGGGGCAGGCGGGACUUUCGUUUUCCGGGGACAGUUUGAGGGACGAGCAGUGGCUGUCAAGCGGCUCCUCCGCGAGUGCUUUGGCCUGGUUCGGCGGGAAGUUCAACUGCUGCAGGAGUCUGACAGACACCCCAAUGUGCUCCGCUACUUCUGCACCGAGCGGGGACCCCAGUUCCACUACAUUGCCCUGGAGCUCUGCCGGGCCUCCUUGCAGGAGUACGUAGAAAACCCGGACCUGGAUCGCGGGGGCCUGGAGCCCGAGGUGGUGCUGCAGCAGCUGAUGUCUGGCCUGGCCCACCUGCAUUCUUUACACAUAGUGCACCGGGACCUGAAGCCAGGCAAUAUUCUCAUCACCGGGCCUGACAGCCAGGGCCUGGGCAGGGUGGUGCUUUCAGACUUCGGCCUCUGCAAGAAGCUGCCUGCUGGCCGCUGUAGCUUCAGCCUCCACUCCGGCAUCCCCGGCACGGAAGGCUGGAUGGCGCCCGAGCUCCUGCAGCUCCUGCCACCAGACAGUCCUACCAGCGCCGUGGACAUCUUCUCUGCAGGCUGCGUGUUCUACUACGUGCUUUCUGGUGGCAGCCACCCCUUUGGAGACAGUCUUUAUCGCCAGGCAAACAUCCUCACAGGGGUUCCCUGUCUGGCUCACCUGGAGGAAGAGGUCCAUGACAAGGUGGUUGCCCGGGACCUGGUUGCAGCCAUGUUGAGCCUGCUGCCACAGGCACGCCCCUCUGCCCCCCAGGUGCUGGCCCACCCCUUCUUUUGGAGCAGAGCCAAGCAACUCCAGUUCUUCCAGGAUGUCAGUGACUGGCUGGAGAAGGAGUCUGAGCAGGAGCCCCUGAUGAGGGCACUGGAGGCAGGAGGCUGCGCGGUGGUCCGGGACAACUGGCACGAGCACAUCUCCAUGCCACUGCAGACAGACCUGAGAAAGUUCCGGUCCUAUAAGGGGACAUCAGUGCGAGACCUGCUCCGUGCUGUGAGGAACAAGAAGCACCACUACAGGGAGCUCCCAGUUGAGGUGCAACAGGCACUUGGCCAAGUCCCUGACGGCUUCGUCCAGUACUUCACAAACCGCUUCCCACAGCUGCUCCUCCACACGCACCGAGUCAUGAGGAGUUGCGCCUCUGAGAGCCUCUUCCUGCCCUACUACCCACCAGACUCAGAGGCCAGGGGGUCGUGCCCUGGGGCUGCAGGGAGGUGAGGUGGGCCGGAGGCCACACAAAUGGUCUCCAUGCUGGCUAGCUGAAGAGCUGAGCCUGUGGCUGGCCUCAGAAUCAGAAUCAGAAAAGACUGCCAGGCUGGGUGCAGUGGCUCACGCCUAUAAUACCAGCAUUUUGGGAGGCUGAGGUGAGAGGAUCACUUGAGCUCAGGAAUUCCAGACCAGCCUGGCCAACAUGGCAAGACCCCACCUCUACAAAACAUUUGAAAAAUUAGCCAGGCAUGGUGGCGCACGCCUGUAGUCCCAGCUGCUUGGGAGGCUAAGGUGGGAGAAUCGCUUGAGCCCAGGAGUUCCAGGCUGCAGAGAGCCAGGAUCAUGCCACUGCACUCCAGUCUGGUCCACAGACACUGUCACCCCCUACCCCCCACAAGACUGGCAGAGGCUGGGCAGCCUGGGGCUGAUGAAGCAGAGAUGUUCCCUGGAUCCCAGGCCCUGGCACCCCUCAGGAAAUACAAGAAAAAGAAGAUUCACAUCUGUUUAAUGUGUAUAAAGCCAAGGAAAGGACAGUUCCGAACUCAA